UAAACGCACUACUACUUCUUGAGCCUCUUCGACCUCACAAACCAAUGGCUCCAAGAACUUCCCUUGCACUCUUCCUUUCUCUCAACCUCCUCUUCUUCACUUACACCUCUGCGGCCACCCCGAGCAGACAGACUUGUCCUAGAGAUUCCCUACAGCUCGGUGUUUGCGCCAAUGUACUCAAGCUAGUGGACCUAACAUUGGGAAACCCACCUGUAAAGCCAUGCUGCUCUCUCAUCCAAGGCUUGGCUGACCUUGAAGCUGCUGUCUGCCUCUGCACUAUGCUCAAGGUUAACCUUCUUGGGAUCAACCUUAAUCUUCCCAUCGAUCUCAGCGUUCUCCUCAAUGUUUGCAGUAGAAAAGCUCCAAAGAACUUCCAGUGCGCGUAAGUUGAAUAGUGUUUAUGAAGUCUUGGACCUAUUUUCUUAUCUUCUUGUUUUAUGGUAAGGUGAUUUCGUUUUGUAAUUUUCUUGAAUUGUUUAAGUGAACGUACGUUCUCAUGCAAUAAUGGAUAAUGCAUGCAUGGGUUUGUGUAUACAAUACAUGUAUUUGGCAAGUUUGUACUCCUUUACUUCAUUGUUACCCCGUCCCUUCUUUGUAAUCUAUUUUUCGAAUUUGAUAUAAUAAAUUCACUUCUUACCAUAA
Messenger RNA from Capsella rubella, 642 nucleotides. Its product is annotated as putative lipid-binding protein AIR1. The record is from RefSeq and is a predicted model, not a curated record. The transcript has a single exon. NCBI's taxonomy places the organism in Eukaryota, Viridiplantae, Streptophyta, Magnoliopsida, Brassicales, Brassicaceae. Bases 45 to 386 code for a protein of 113 amino acids.